Messenger RNA from Arachis duranensis, 2930 nucleotides. RefSeq names its product 26S proteasome non-ATPase regulatory subunit 2 homolog A. Gene Ontology annotation, molecular function: enzyme regulator activity. Lineage: Eukaryota; Viridiplantae; Streptophyta; Magnoliopsida; Fabales; Fabaceae. The coding region runs from base 23 to 2692 and encodes 889 amino acids. The transcript has 25 exons. The record is from RefSeq and is a predicted model, not a curated record. Gene Ontology annotation, cellular component: proteasome regulatory particle, base subcomplex; proteasome storage granule; nucleus. Gene Ontology annotation, biological process: regulation of protein catabolic process; proteasome-mediated ubiquitin-dependent protein catabolic process.
UUUUUUAUCAGCUCCUCCUCCAAUGGCGCCCGAUCCUAAUCGCACCGCCGCAGGAGGUGGCAGUGGCAGCGGCACCAGCACCGCCAACGACGAGGUCGUGAACAAGAAGAAAGUCGAGAACGAAGAUCUGUCCGAUGAGGAUUUGGCGUUGAAGCAGCAGCUAGAGUUGUACGUGGAGAGGGUUCAGGAUUCCGACCCAGCUUUGCAAAAGGUUGCUCUUGAGAGCAUGAGACAAGAAAUUCGUACUUCAACAAGCUCCAUGACUUCGGUUCCCAAGCCGUUGAAGUUUCUUCGUCCACAUUAUGGAACCUUGAAGGCCUAUUAUGAGACAAUGGCAGAGUCUGAUUUGAAGAAGUACUUAGCUGACAUAUUAUCAGUUCUGGCCCUUACUAUGUCAGCUGAAGGGGAGAGAGAAAGCCUCAAGUACAGGUUACUGGGUUCAGAAGGUGAUAUUGGUUCUUGGGGCCACGAGUAUGUUAGGAAUCUGGCUGGAGAGAUCGCCCAAGAGUAUGCAAAACGACAGAGUGAAGAGGCUCCUAUAGAUGAUCUCAUGGAACUCGUACAACAAAUAGUUGCUUUUCACAUGAAGCAUAAUGCAGAACCUGAGGCUGUUGAUCUUUUGAUGGAGGUGGAAGACCUGGAUAUGUUGGUUGAUCAUGUUGACAAGACGAGUUUUAAGAGGACCUGCUUAUAUCUCACCAGUUCAGCUAAAUACCUUCCCGGACCAGAUGACAUGCUAGUGUUGGACAUUGCAUAUAUGACCUAUCAAAAAUUUGAGGAAUAUCCAAAUGCACUCCAAAUUGCAUUGUUCUUGGAUAACCUGCAGUAUGUGAGACAGGUGUUUACCUCUUGCAAGGAUCCGCAGCGAAGGAAGCAAUUCUGUUACAUACUUGCACGUCAUGGAAUUACUUUUGAGCUUGAUGAUGAGUUAGUUCCGGAGGAGGAUGAGAAAGAAAUAUUGCAGGAGAUAAUAAACAAUACUAAGUUAAGUGAGGGAUAUCUGACUCUUGCUCGUGAUAUUGAAGUCAUGGAGCCGAAGUCCCCUGAGGAUAUAUACAAGGCACACUUGCUUGAUGGCCGGGCUAGUGCUGGUGCAAGUGUCGAUUCAGCUAGACAGAACCUUGCAGCUACUUUUGUAAAUGCAUUUGUAAAUGCUGGUUUUGGUCAGGAUAAGCUAAUGACUGUCCCAUCUGACUCUUCAAGUAGUGGUUCUUCUGGAAAUUGGCUUUUUAAAAAUAAGGAACAUGGGAAGACUAGUGCCGCAGCUAGUUUGGGUAUGAUUUUACUCUGGGAUGUUGACUCUGGACUUGCACAAAUUGACAAGUACUUCCAUAGCAAUGAUAACCACGUCAUUGCUGGUGCAUUAUUGGGAGUUGGAAUUGUCAAUUGCGGUAUCAAGAAUGACUGUGAUCCUGCUAUGGCACUUCUAGGUGACUACACAGAUAAAGAAGACUCAUCAAUUAGAAUUGGUGCAAUUAUGGGAUUAGGAAUUGCUUAUGCAGGCUCCCAGAAUGAGCAGUUACGUUGCAAAUUGGCACCUAUAUUGAAUGAUGCUAAAGCUUCACUUGAUGUGAUUGCUUUCACUGCUAUUUCAUUGGGCUUGAUCUAUGUGGGUUCUUGCAAUGAGGAAGUCGCUCAAGCAAUUAUAUUUGCACUGAUGGAUAGGAGCGAGUCUGAGUUAGGAGAGCCUCUUACAAGACUUUUACCUCUUGGCCUUGGUCUUCUAUAUCUUGGAAAGCAGGAAAGUGUGGAGGCGACUGCUGAAGUGUCGAAGACUUUUAAUGAAAAAAUUAGAAAGUAUUGUGACAUGACACUCCUAUCAUGUGCCUACGCUGGAACUGGGAAUGUUCUCAAGGUUCAAAAUCUCUUGGGUCAUUGUUCACAACAUCUUGAUAAAGGUGAAACGCAUCAAGGUCCUGCGGUGCUUGGAAUAGCUAUGGUAGCAAUGGCUGAAGAAUUAGGACUAGAGAUGGCUAUUCGAUCAUUAGAGCAUCUUCUACAGUAUGGGGAGCAAAAUAUCCGCCGAGCCGUUCCUCUGGCACUUGGUCUACUGUGUAUAUCGAAUCCAAAGGUCAAUGUUAUGGAUACCUUAAGCAGACUUAGCCAUGAUACUGAUUUAGAAGUGGCAAUGGCGGCAGUUAUAUCCUUGGGUCUGAUUGGUGCUGGAACAAACAAUGCCCGAAUUGCUGGCAUGCUUCGCAAUCUUUCAAGCUAUUACUACAAGGAUACCAGCCUUCUAUUUUGUGUGCGGAUUGCACAAGGUCUUGUGCAUCUGGGAAAGGGCUUAUUGACACUUAAUCCAUAUCAUUCUGACCGUUUCUUAUUAUCACCGACAGCACUUGCUGGACUAAUUACCAUGUUGCAUGCAUGCCUUGAUAUGAAAGCUAUUGUGCUUGGAAAAUAUCACUAUGUUCUCUACUUCCUUGUUUUGGCAAUGCAGCCGAGGAUGUUGUUGACAGUGGACGAGGACUUGAGGCCUCUGUCAGUCCCUGUUAGGGUCGGUCAAGCAGUAGAUGUGGUCGGACAAGCAGGUCGCCCAAAAACGAUCACCGGUUUCCAGACUCACUCCACGCCUGUUCUUCUGGCUGCUGGGGAUAGGGCAGAAUUAGCAACAGAAAAAUAUCUUCCCUUGUCGCCUAUUCUCGAAGGUUUUGUUAUAUUGAAGGAGAAUCCAGAUUAUAGGGAAGAAUGAGGGUCACACUGAUACCUUUUUGUUUGCUUUAUUUAUCUAGUCUCUGAACAGUAUUUAUAGUUGACGUACGGAUUUAACAUUUUCUCAAAAUGUAGAAGAAAUUAUUUGGUCAUAUUCCUUUGUUUGGAUGAAAGGAUGGAAACUACUGUUCAGGUGAUCUCAGUUUGUAUUGUUAGCUUUGUCAGUUCAUUUGUCAAUUUAUAAUUAUAUUCUUACACGAUUACUUGAUCAAGAAUAA